Messenger RNA from Bactrocera latifrons, 3995 nucleotides. It is a transcript of the gene Hcs, whose product is annotated as biotin--protein ligase. The record is from RefSeq and is a predicted model, not a curated record. The transcript is spliced from 14 exons. Gene Ontology annotation, molecular function: biotin--[biotin carboxyl-carrier protein] ligase activity. Gene Ontology annotation, cellular component: cytoplasm. Bases 435 to 3752 code for a protein of 1105 amino acids. NCBI's taxonomy places the organism in Eukaryota, Metazoa, Arthropoda, Insecta, Diptera, Tephritidae. Gene Ontology annotation, biological process: protein modification process.
GCGAAACAAAUAACAAUGAUAACAAAUCGGAAUAACACAACUGUCAAUUGAGGAUAAUGCGAUAACGCGAAAAGUGUUCAAAGCUGAUAGGUAAAUACAAGAAAAGGUGAAAUAGAUGACAACUAACAACUAAAUAGCUAAAAUUGUGAGCGAGGCUUAUUCACAAGUCAUUAUUGGCAAAGGCAAAAAGAACAAAUGUGAAGAAAAUCUUACGUCCAAUAAUCCGUACUGCAGUGGAAACGGAAAUAACGUCAAUUACGAAACCAAAAUCCAUAAUCUUCAAUAUAACCGAAAAAUGAUUUAGAAAUUAAUAUAUGUUAUGUUCCUACAAUAAAUUUUUGAUAUCCAGAAAGAUAUUAAGUGUAUAAAGUACAUUAAUUACUUGCAAUAUAAUAUAUAAUCUAUUAGAGUUUAACUAUAAAAUCUGCGUAAAUAUGCUGACUUUAUAUUAUGCCACUGCUACAUUCCUGCAGUCAUCGCGUAUAAAGAACGUCUGUGCAAAAAUUGGGCAGCAACUAGCUCUAAAUACCAGCAUUUCAUUCUACACGUUGCCUACUGAAAAUGACGAUGGUUUUGAUCCUUCAUUAGCGGCUUCAGAUUUUUGUCAUAACCGAAAUACUGCGCGUGUUUCUGAAAUACUUUGGUUAAAUGGUUCCCAUCGCGGUUGCUGUCUACAUCCGGUGCAAGUGGUUCAAUUAAAGCCGUGGAUAUCAUUUGAUGAGAAUAAUGCGUCAAUGGAGAAUAAGCUACUUCCCUUCGCUCAUUCAACAAAUCCAAAAGCUUUGUUGGAUCAGUUUGCUGCUUUAAGGAAAGAGAACAUCUUGUAUCUCUUAUUGGAAGCCGAUAUUCAACCUUGUUAUGAGUUUGAGAAUUCUGCAAAUCCUAUACGGAUUGAAAAUUUUGGUAAGCUAAUAGCAUGGAAGGUUGACUCACAUCUUGCUGUGCUCAUUGAGACUGAUGUGGAACAUUUUACCAAAUUGUUGUUGUCCACAUAUUUACAAAAUAAAUUUCUCAUUAACGAUCAGCUACAAUUACUGAGGAUUGAGUCUAUUAAAUAUGAGGGUAGACCGCAGCCCAUGAACAUGUUGGCCAGCCAUUUGCGCAAGCCUGUACGCCAGUGCGAGUUGAACUUAAGUCAUGAGGAUUGGCAGCGACAUUUAGAACAUUUACGUGCAUUGAGCGUAUUAGCGCAUCAAGCAACUGAGUUUGAGAGUCAAAAAAGUCGUACCGAGGGUAAAACUACAGGUGAUGUGGUUAAGCCAGAUCUUAUACCUUACGAGCAACAGGUAACUGGAAGCGUCGCGAUUUCAAAGGCAAGUAAUUUACAAGAACCGGAAGCUGUUGGCACAACUACUUAUGCCGAAAAAUAUUCCGAAACAUCCGACACUCUGAUGGAUGUCAAAACAACUUCAACUGUUACACCUAGUAAAUCGUCCAUGGUGACAAAAGUAACUAUACAAACUGAAAAACCUGUUCAACUUGCUUCACCUUUGUCCAAAAUAAAGGCUAAACCGACCGAAAUUAGGAAGCCAGUCGCUGCUAACACCAAUUCUGGUGGCAGCGGAACCGAAAGUCGCUUUAAGACUACUAAGGUUCCCGAAGCUUCCACAUCAACAACAGUAACAGAAAAGUCUUCAGCAAAAUCUGUGCUGAUAUCACCAACACUUCCACUCUCUGAUCCACCUAUUACCAUUUCUGCGGCUGCAGCCGUAAUAACAACAACUAUAGCACGUACCAAAAUGCCUUCCAACAGCGCGAAUCAAUCUACUGAUUUUGAUAAGAUAGCCUCAGGAAUUGUACCCACAUCAUCACAAAAACAACAAUCGAUACCUUUAGAAAGUACACCGCUACAAAAAAAUAAAAAUAGCGAAAGUGACUUAUCAACUUCCACGCACGCAUCCACAAGUUGUGAAGCAUUAUCAAAUGAAGAUCAGAGAAAGGGUCUUAGUUUAAAGAGGUCGGAUAUUUCUUACCCAUGUAAACCAACCAAUGUAUUUGUUUAUUCCGAAAGCGCUAGUUCGCGUGAGGGAGCAUUGUCUACGCUUAAGAAUAUUUUAGAUAGGGAAAGCUAUACAAUUUAUGCAAUGACUCCACAACAGUUAACACAAAAAUAUUGGAUAAAAAACACUGGACUUUUAGUAGUCUGUGGCAAUGUGCCUACAAAUGUUGGAGAGAUACUAGUUGAUUAUUUUUUAUGCGGUGGUAGAGUACUCUCCUUAUGUUCGGAUAUACUGAAUUUUGUACUGCCCAACUAUCGAACUGCCGAGGUGCGUGAAAAUGAACUGGUGCAGUUCUCGUACGAUAAAUGGCAAAAAAUAAAAAUGAUGCAUCAUAUAUUUUGUUAUCAGCCUUCGCCCGUCAAGAAAAACUUCUCUACGGAUAGUGACGAUGCUACACAAUUAACUACGAGAAAACCAGCUCUAGUAUGUCCAAGGUCUGUCGAACUUCAGGAUCUUCGUGGUAAAGUGCACAAUCUAGAUGUGAAAGUGCUUGGCACUGAGGAAACGUGGAAUACACCCAGUUUGUUAUUGGCGAACAGCGUGCAAAGUGGAGGAUGUGCCGUGUUCUCGCAGGUACAUUUGGAAACGAAUCCUUCACAAUUCGAAAUGGAUGAAUCCAAGUACAAGAUUCUAAUGCAGAAUGAACAAGUUCGAAUGGAAAUUUUAGCACAUUUACUGAACAAGCAUUUGGAUAUAAGCGUACAGCAAUUAAAUACCAACGACGCCAAAUGCACAUAUCAGGAAGCAUAUUUUCUUGGGAGACAUGAGUCAAAAUUUGAAUUGUUGGAGAAGAUUAAGAUUUCUGGAGCUAAGAGUAACAUUAUAACCACAUCCAAAUUGACCAUGCAGUUUUGCGAUAAGGGUGAUAAACCCAAAAAUGCCAAUACAAAUGUUCUUCCAAUAUUGAUACAUUCCUGUCCGGAGGAUUUUUCAACCGUGGAAUAUUUUGAUAAUUUAAAAACCAAAUAUAUUGGACGGCUCGUCAUAUAUGCACCCGUGGUAAGUACCAGCAUGAAUGUAAUAAGCGAUCUGGAGCUAAUGGACGGCAUUGCGGUUUUGGUGCGUCAACAAAUGGAAGGUGUCGGACGUAGCAACAAUCAGUGGAUUAGCCCUCUCGGUUGCGCUAUGUUUUCGUUGCAAUUACAUUUGUCGUUGGAUUCAGCCUUGGGUAGACGUCUGCCAUUAUUGCAACACAUUAUCGGUUUGGCUAUGGUGACCACAUUGAAAGGAAAUCCGACUUAUAAGGAUCUUGAUAUUCGUUUAAAAUGGCCCAAUGAUAUUUAUGCAAAUGGCGUGCAAAAGAUUGGUGGUCUUAUUGUGAAAACAACAAUGUUCGGUUCGAAAAUCAUUGCAAAUAUAGGAUGCGGAAUUAAUUUGGAUAAUGAAAAACCUACAACUUGUAUCAAUUCCAUUAUUGCAAAAUAUAAUCAGACAAAUCGUACGAAUAUACCAAUUCUUAAAUAUGAGGAAUUCAUUGCAUUAACAUUUAAUGAAAUUGAAAACAUCUUGGAGAAGGUGAAGUCGGGCGAUUUUGAUUACUUUUAUGAACUCUAUCACGAACAUUGGCUACAUAAUUUACAAAAGGUAAAAAUAUACGACAAGUUUGGAAGCCAACAAGAGGCGACUAUCAUUGGUAUUGAUCAUGUUGGUUAUCUUCAAGUUAGGACAGUUGACGGUACAAUAGUAUCAGUUCAACCGGAUGGAAAUAGUUUUGACAUGCUGCAGGGACUAAUAGUACCUAAAUAUAAUUAAAUGGAAAACAAAAACCUUUUACGAAAUUUGUUCUAAAUCCAUAAAAUCACUAUUUGUUAAAGUGCAGUUGAAACCUAUUUAAUAUAUAAUAUAAUGUAACAGUUGUUUCUUAGCUAAGUUUGAAUAUAAGGUAUACUAAAUACUUGUUAGUAAAUUUGCCAUGACAUUGGAAUCUAUUUACGAAUAUAGACUUUGAAAUGUAAAAAAAAAAAAAAUAAAAAUAUUGAUUCUGUAUCUAAUAAA